GGAAAGAGUUAUCAACCCUUAAUCGGAAAGGGGAAUCUGAGAAAAUAACCACGUUUUAAGUAUCUCAUUACACACAAAUAAGUGCAAUUUGCAGUGGCGCCAACAUUCGUCGCAUUUACUCAGAAGUGGAGGGAGUCGCACCCGUGCCACAUCCCGGGGCGUAUACUCAAUCAGGUAAACUUAGCCCAAGGACAGAGAUCUCCGACCCAAAGACACCAGAGUCUGCAUUUGGUAAUUUCGAGUCAUUCUGUGAACACCUUGUUAAUCAGAAGUCUUUCAAGCAUGGAUCUCAACAUCGUAGCUGCUUUCUUCCUUGCUUUAAUUUUACAGUCAAGGCUGACAUCGGGAGUACUGACAACAGUUGACCCACCUACUGAUGUACAGAUUAUUGAUCCUGGACACUUAGGUCCACUUCACAUACACUGGAAGCCUCCACUCAGUUUGGCCGGCAGAAUGAUUUGUAUGGUACGGUACAUGUUGCUCUACUGCAAUGUAGACUCAACUAAUUGUAAGCAUGUAGUCACCGGGCAACUGAAGCACACUGAUGGAUUUAACCUCAACAAGGGAAUCAUUGUGAAAAUCCAAACGUUAGUAAAAGAGCAAUGUGAAAAUGGAUCUGAAAUACACAGCAAAUGGGUCGAGAAAGAGUACUGGCCACACAAAGAAGGUCACAUGGAUUCCAAAGUCAAGAACUUGCAAUGCGUUGUUUACAACAUGCAAUACAUGGAUUGUUUAUGGGAGAAUGGAAGCAAUGUUCCACAUGAUAUCAAUUACAGACUCCAUUAUUGGCAUCACAAGCUGGACCAAGCCAUGGAAUGCAAAACUUACCUUAAAAGUGAAGGUCAUAAUAUUGGCUGCCAUUUUAACGAAGACAGUCUCAUCGAGUUCACUGAUUUCAACAUUUGCAUAAAUGGCUCCUCAGGAGCUCGUUCAGUGAGGCCAGCAUAUUAUGUAUUUCAGCUUCAGGAUCUUGUUAAGCCAGCAGCUCCUUAUAAAAUCAACAUGACUACAUCAAAGAAUGGUAGCAUUUAUCUCCAGUGGGAACCCCCAGCUGGCAAAAUCAAACCUCACUGCCUGGAUUAUGAAAUUCAUUCCUCAGGAAAAGACUCUAUCUGGAAGUCUGAAAAAAAGCUUGAGGAAUCUACCUAUACGUUCCUGCACGUGAAUGUUAAACCAAAGUUCUGUGUCCGUUUAAGAGCCACUGUCAACAAAUUCUGUGCUGAAAAUAGCUUUUGGAGUGACUGGAGCCCUACCCAAUGCUUGCAAGUCCAGAUGAAGCGACUCAACUGA
Messenger RNA from Hypanus sabinus (Atlantic stingray), 1290 nucleotides. Its product is annotated as interleukin-13 receptor subunit alpha-2-like. Gene Ontology annotation, biological process: cytokine-mediated signaling pathway. NCBI's taxonomy places the organism in Eukaryota, Metazoa, Chordata, Chondrichthyes, Myliobatiformes, Dasyatidae. Gene Ontology annotation, cellular component: membrane; external side of plasma membrane. The record is from RefSeq and is a predicted model, not a curated record. Gene Ontology annotation, molecular function: cytokine receptor activity; protein binding. The transcript has 10 exons. The coding region runs from base 283 to 1290 and encodes 335 amino acids.